AUGGCCAGAGCUGGUGGGAACCUGGGGGUCUGGGGGAGCUUGGUGCUACUGGGUCUGUACAGCUGCGCUGUGCCCUGGGCGGCGGACACCACAUUAACAAUAGAUGGACUUGCUCCGGCUUCCUCAUACAAAUUUGUCGUAUGGGUAGAAAUAAAUGGAACCAAUAGCACCACGGAGACCAUCAACGCCUCCACAGCUCCAAACCCAGUAAGAAACCUGAGUGUGGAAAGUCAAACCAACAGCUCCAUCACCCUGAGCUGGGACAAACCAGACGGUCGUAAUGACACAGUCAACCUGACCUACUGGGUCCAGAGACUUGGAGAAGAUGGCAGCAAUGUCACUAAUAGCACAGCAGACCCCAGAGUCGUGGUGGAUAGCCUUGCUCCAGCUUACACGUAUGAAUUUUCCGUGUGGGUUGAGUACGAUGGAAUCAGAAGCACCACGGUGACCCUGAAGGCCUCCACAGCUCCAAACCCAGUAAGAAACCUGAGUGUGGAAAGUCAAACCAACAGCUCCAUCACCCUGAGCUGGGACAAACCAGACGGUCGUAAUGACACAGUCAACCUGACCUACUGGGUCCAGAGACUUGGAGAAGAUGGCAGCAAUGUCACUAAUAGCACAGCAGACCCCAGAGUCGUGGUGGAUAGCCUUGCUCCAGCUCACACGUAUGAAUUUUCCGUGUGGGUUGAGUACGAUGGAAUCAGAAGCACCAUGGUGACCCUGAAGGCCUCCACAGCUCCAAACCCAGUAAGAAACCUGAGUGUGGAAAGUCAGACCAACAGCUCCAUCACCCUGAGCUGGGACAAACCAGACGGUCGUAAUGACACAGUUAACCUGACCUACUGGGUCCAGAGACUUGGAGAAGAUGGCAGCAAUGUCACUAAUAGCACAGCAGACCCCAGAGUCGUGGUGGAUAGCCUUGCUCCAGCUUACACAUAUGAAUUUUCCGUGUGGGUUGAGUACGAUGGAAUCAGAAGCACCACGGUGACCCUGAAGGCCUCCACAGCUCCAAACCCAGUAAGAAACCUGAGUGUGGAAAGUCAAACCAACAGCUCCAUCACCCUGAGCUGGGACAAACCAGACGGUCGUAAUGACACAGAUCUCACCUACUGAGCCAAGAGCAUAUGGUAUGGUGGUGAAAGUGAGACUCGGGACACAACAGCCACCGACGUCACCAUGGAUGCACGGGAUCCUGGCUGUUUCUAUAAAUGUUCCUUCUGGGUGGGAAGAGAUGGAGUUCACAGCUCUGGAACAACCCUUGAUGUCCCCUCUGUUCCCAUUUCAGCUCCAAACCCAGUAAGAAACCUGAGUGUGGAAACUCAGACCGACAGCUCCAUCACCCUGACCUGGGACAAACCAGACCAUCGUAAUGACACAGUAAACCUGACCUACUGGGUCCAGUGGCCUGGAGAUGAUGGCAACAAUAAAAAUAAAAGCACAACAAACACCAGUGUCGUGGUGGAUAACCUUGCUCCUGGUUCUACAUAUGAAUUUUCCGUGUGGGUUGAAUACGAAAGAAUCGGAAGCACCACAGUGACCAUCAACGCCCCUACAGUCCCAGCUGCUGUCAGCAACCCCUCCUGUGUCAGCACCUCUGGGGGCUACGGGGUCAUUCUGACCUGGCCCUGCCCAUCUGGGGGUUAUGUUACCUUUGAGGUGGAAGUGGGCGGACAGCGGAGAAACCAGUCUUCCUGUGGGAUGGGCAUGUCUGUGUCAGAUCUUGGGCCAGCUCAGUCUUACACGGCCACCAUCACAACUGUCUCGCAUGAACUGAAGGCUUCGCCCGUCUCUGUGACCUGCCACACAGAGAGUACAGGGGUCAUUGUGGGAGCCAUCGUGGGCAUCCUCUUGCUUUUCAUCCUUGUGGGCCUCCUGAUUUUCUUCCUGAAGAGGAGAAGAAAGAGGAGCCAGCAGAAGAAAACGCCCAAGGAUCUGGUGUUCAGCAUCCCAGGGGAUAUCCUAGCCAAAGACUUUGCUAACCACGUCAGGGUGAAGGAGAAGGACAGCAACUAUGGAUUUGCUGAGGAGUAUCAGCAAUUGGCUCCGGAGGGCCAAGGCCAGUCUCAGACAACAGCAUUGGCGCCAGAGAACACAUCCAAGAACCGCUACAGGAAUGUACUGCCCUAUGACUGGUCUCGGGUGCCCCUGAAGCCCCUUCAUGAGGAACCAGGCUCCGACUAUAUCAAUGCCAACUUCAUGCCUGGUCUCUGGAGCUCCAAGGAGUUUAUUGCAACCCAGGGUCCCCUGCCUCACACUGUGGGUGAUUUCUGGCGUCUGGUGUGGGAACAGAAGAGCCACACUCUGGUCAUGCUGACCAACUGCAUGGAGUCUGGACGGGUGAAGUGCGAGCAUUACUGGCCUCUGGAUGCGCAGCCCUGCACGCAUGGGCAGUUGCAAGUGACGUUGAUGAGUGAGGAGGUGAAGGAGAACUGGACGGUGAGGGAUCUUCAGCUCUUCCAUGUGGGAGAACAACAGACUCACUCUGUGCGCCAAUUCCACUUCCUGGCCUGGCCAGAUCAUGGAGUUCCUUACUCCCCAGACCCUUUGCUGGAUUUCCAAAAGGUGCUGCGGGAGUGGGUGGACCAGAGCAUGGAUGGGGGUCCUCCCAUUGUGCAUUGCAGCGCUGGCGUGGGCCGGACGGGCACCCUCAUUGCAUUGGAUGUCCUACUCCGACAGCUGGAGUGUGAGGGGCUGGUGGGUCCCUUCAGCUUCGUGAAGAAGAUGAGAGAGAGCCGGCCAUUGAUGGUGCAGACAGAGGCCCAGUACAUAUUCCUCCACCAAUGCAUCUUGAGGUUCCUCCAGAAGUCAGCCCCCGCCCUCAUCCUAAAUGAGUCGAUCUAUGAGAAUGUGCCAAACUUCAUUUAUGAGAAUGUAGCUGCCAUCAGAGCUCAUGAGUCUGAGGUCUCAGUCACUGGGUGCUGA
Molecule: messenger RNA, 2922 nt
Organism: Chionomys nivalis (European snow vole)
Lineage: Eukaryota; Metazoa; Chordata; Mammalia; Rodentia; Cricetidae
Gene: Ptprh
Product: protein tyrosine phosphatase receptor type H
Exons: 20
Biological process (GO): angiogenesis; protein dephosphorylation
Molecular function (GO): cadherin binding; protein tyrosine phosphatase activity
Source: RefSeq, a predicted model, not a curated record